GGAGACUGCACCCUGGUGGCAUCAGUGGGGCUCUCAGUCUUGAGCUAUGAGGGGGUGUUUGCACAGAAAUGAGGAACAAAGGUGCUUUAGGUUCCCUAAAAGGCUCAUCUAGAGUGAAGCCCUUGUGAGAAGGCUUCAGUUCAUACCCUGCUGUGCAUCAUUUUCAGGAGGAGCCCUUUUUUAGUAGUAAACAUAAAUGUGGAGGGGAGCACCCUCUGAUGUCCAGAGUUCCCAGGUUUAUGAAAAACUCAGACUACUUAAGCAUGAUCAAGAUGUGGUUCAUUUUCAGAAGCUAGCUUAGCCCCUGUGCAUUUACCAGCAGUGUUGCAAUACCUGUUCUUGAAGCUGUUUUUAUAGACCUCUGGAACUACAAUGGCUGGACCACUGUGUCCUGGACCAGAGACUGAUUGUUAAAGACUGUUAGAUGUUGUGGGUUAAAGACUGAUAGAUAUAGUGGAUCUAGGGGUACUGCUGGGAUGCUGGUAAAUCUUCACAACAGAUAUCAAGUAUUCUUGUCAGUGGUCUCAGGAACGGUGGAUGUCUCCAGUGGUAGAAACUUAGAGAAGUCACUUUUGAGUUUGGUGUAGCUACAUCUGAGGGCUGACUGCCACAGGCUCUUUAUGUAAAUUUGAGAAAAUCACUCUGUUUUUCUGAGUCUUUAAUUUCUGUGUAUGUAUUAUAAAUAGUGUUCUACUUCACCUGAGCGUGGUAGAGAUGAAUAUAGCCUGAAAGGUUAGGAUGUUGUCAUAUAACACAUUAACAGGGCAACACAGUGUGUUAAAUAAACCUCUCCAUCACUAUGGUUCCCCAAGAGAUUAUUUCAUGACAUGUGUUUGCCUAGAAAUUACGUGCUUUGAAGCAGUUAUCAAGUGAGAUACCUCUAAUUUCUUUGCCCUGUGCCGUGGCUAAUUCACAAAUGAGUUUAUUAAUUUAAAUAUGGAAGCACGUAAUUCAGAUUUGCUGAGCUUGUUUUUUUUUUUCAGUAUUUAUUCUAUGUCAUCUUUGCUGUGUGCAUCCUGCUUUGUGAUGGGUUGCAAAUUAUUUGUUUACCAUCCACCAAGAGAGGAAAUGAGUGUGGUAUUAUACUUCAGAAAAAACUUCUGGCCUUAAAAAAAAAGUUGAGGAUUUUGAUCUGCAGUAUCAGUUUUUUAGUGGUUAAAAUAGUGUGGCCAGCAGGAUGAGGGAAGUGGCAUCCCUUUGAACUGGAUACUGAGGAGGCUACACCUCAAAUCUUCUCUUCAGUCAACCCCUCUCAACAAGACAGACAUUGAGAUGCUGGGUGUGUCCAGAGGAAGGCAACAAAGCUGGUGAAGGGUCUGGAGAAUGAGUGUUAAGAGGAGCAGCUGAUGAAGCUGGGGUUGAUUAACCUGGGGAGGAGCCUCAGCAGGGGAACCUUCUCACUUUCUGUACUACCCAAAAGGAGGUUGUAGUGAAGUGGGGGUCAGCCUCUUCUCUCAGGUAACAGGAUGAGACAAAAUGGUCUCAGGUUGUGCCAGAGGAGAUUUAGUUUGGAUGUUAGGAGAAAUGUCUUCAUGGGAAGGGUUACCAGGCAUUGGAAAAGGCUGCCCAAGGGAGUGGUUAAAUCGCCGUGCCAUUCCUGCAGCAGUGCCCUUACCUGUGGUCGUUGAGGCAAGCACAGCCCCUGCCCAGCUGCUGACCUCUGCAGCCCCGGACGGCCAGUGGAGCCAUUCGCUGUUUGCCUUGAUGCCCUCUUGGACGAAGAAGGCGGUGUUCAAACGGGAGUCUGACACCAGCCACCUCCCGCCUGAAGAUGUGUCCAAUAUGUCAGUGUCUUCUGAAUUUGGAAUAACCCUUCAGAAAUGUGGCAUGGUGGAUGUUGAACAUGACCCUCAAACUGCACACAUUACACUUGUGAUUAAUAAUACCAACACAUUGCUCUCAACAAACAUCACAGAUCUUAUCCUCAUGGACAACAUCACUGGUCUACAAGUUCAAAAAAACAGUGGGAAUAAGACCACAAAUGGCAUACAGAUUUACAGGAAAAGUUUCUUGCAAGGUGGAGAACACUUUGCAAUCAACUACACUGCACUUCUUGAUGCAGAAGAAAUGUGGCAUGGCAGGGUCUUGACACUGCCUGCAAAGCUAACUUUCAGGAGUUCAUCACAGAAUAGAACACAUCUCAUAUCAUUGACAGCAUCACUUACCAUAACAGAAGAAGAAAAGACCAAGAUUUUAUACAGCCAUGCCAUCAGUGCUUCAGCAUUCUUCAUUGCUUUUUUUGUUUCCCUCGUGUUGACAUGUGCUGUCUUUUUCAUCAUUUACCGAACCCAAAUAUUAAAAUGGAGUUUCUGUAGUAAAAACCAGGACAUACAGCCUGAUCUCAGCCAAAAUCACAAGGUGGAGCAUUCUCAAUUUAAUUCAGGUGAUCUCUUUAGUGAAGAUAUGAUUAUGAAUGACCAAAUCAUUGAUAUUCUGUCCUUUGAAGAACCUGGGAACAUGCGUCAGGCUUUAGAAGAUUUGGAGGUUGCCAGCCUGACACGGGCAGAUGCUGAUCUGGAGGCCAGUCGAACUCAGAUCUGUAAAGAAGUGAUUGCUAUGAUGUUGAAGAACAUGGUCUUAAAUCACAGCCUCGUUCCUCAUGUGGAGAAGAAGAUAAGUUCAGUUUUCAAAAAGCAGUUUCUUGCAAUGGAGGAAGAGAUUCAAGAGGAGUAUGAAAGGAAGAUGGUGGCUUUAACAGCUGAAUGUAAUCUAGAAACUAGGAAGACAAUGGAGGCUCAAUGCCAAAAAGCACGAGCUGCAAAUGAAGAGGCUGAGGAAUUAAUGAAGAAAAUUAAUGAAAAGCCUGCUAUAGAAUACAGAAGUCUUCUGGACAAACUUCACAGGCUGGAGCAGGACUGCCUGAAGAGGUUCCUUUUUGUAAAGCAGGAGGAAUAUUUUGCAAAGGCUUAUAGAGAGCUGGCUGUUACCCAAAGAAAGGAGCUCCAUACUAUCUUUUUUACACAAAUAACAAGUGCCACUUCAAAGGGAGAACUGAAGGUGGAAGCAGCUAAAACAUUAGUGGAAGGUUACUCUAAAGUACAGGGUGACAUUGAAGAGCUAAUGGAUUUUUUGCAAGCUUGCAAGAAAUAUCACCUGAGUAAAAGAUUUUCUUACAGAGAAUAUCUUAUAAGUAAAGUACAGUCAAGGGAUUCUCGUGUCUCUGCUCUUAUAAAUGCCACAGCAGCCCAGAUAUCGAGUCUCAUUAACAAGACAGAAAGAGCAGGUCAUCUACCUGAAAGUCAUUUGGGAAUCCUGCUGGACCGAGCUGAGGCUGAAAUUAAUUUUGUUAAACAGAAAUUUGAUCAUGAUUUAAAACAAGAAAAGCAGAAGCUUUGCCAGAAACUCAUUACCAAGCGAAGGCAGGAAAUGCUGCAAAAGCAGAAAGAGCAUCAGAAGGAGCAGCUGUCACUUGGAGACCCCUUCAAAACUACUGAUGAGAUCUCUCACUACCUGAGACACUGGAAAAAUCUUCUGAGUGAUCACACCAUUGAAAUUGAAGAACUUACUGAAAAGCUUGACAAUGAGGCCAGUGAAGAGCUGAAGGAGCUUCUAUUUAGCCUAGCAGAGAAAGCUGUUGAAGAGCUUAAACGUGUUCAGUGUGGAGUGUUUGUGCAAGAGCUGGUCAAGCUCAAUGUGCCAAAGCUGUUCCUGCUAGAAGCUGUGGAGGAGCACAAAAAAGAGAUGAUGGUUAAACACGCACAGCUUGAAAGGGAAGAACAUGACAAGAGCAUGGCUGCUGAAGAGCUGCUUCAGCUCACCAGGCAGAAGUUAAGCCAGGAGCUGGAAACAGGCAUCUCAGAACAAAAGAAAAUAAGGAGCUGGGAACAGUCAAUAUUCAUGCAACUUCUAAGUUUACCUCUGUCACUCUCAGAAGAAGAGAUGCUUAGAAUGAGGCAGGAGUUGCACUGCUGCUUCUCCCAGGUGGACAGCAGCUUGGCUUGGCCCAAGAUAAGAGCAAGAACCCUGCUUCAGGCUUUUGAAAUGGAGCAGAGGGACGCUGAGGUGCUGAAAGUGGAGCAGAAUUUAGCAAUGACCAAUGAACAGCUGCAUUCUAAAAUGGGAAAAACAGGAUCCAGGAAUAGAAAUAAGUUAGAUAUUCUGAAGAAAUCUUUACAGGACAAAAUUUUAAUUUAUGAAGACUCAGUGAAAGGUGAAAAUUUGAAUAGGAUUAAGUAUGAGUUGCAGCUUGAAAAAGAGCGUCACCUGCGCAAUCUGGAAAAUAAACUUGGAGAGUAUUGUGCUUCUUUAGCCUUUCAAAAGAGUGUUAAAAAAUCCAGAAUGCUGGAGCUGUAUACUGCUAUCAUAAAUGUGCAAGCUUUGCUCUUUGAACAACUGAAUACGUCAAAAACCCUGUCAAAACUGGAAUGUAUUCAGAUUUUAGAAGCACAUAAUCCUGAGAUUGAAGAACUUGAAAAGAAGCUGGAGUAUGAGAUGUUGCAUAAGGAGUCAGCACAGCAGCAUCUAAUGAGUAGGCAGAGGUGGAUUCUGGAUGGUUUGGGACUCGCAAAUGAACCUGUGGACACGAAUGCAGAAAGACAUGUGACAGUUCUGUUAAGACAGGCCAUGAAUAAAUGUAGACAAUUUAUAAACCUGUACCAACAAAGCUUGAGAGAUGAGCAAUGGAAUUGCGUGGUGCUUGAAGAUCUCCUGGAAAAUAUAGAAACGAAUGCAUUUUUGGCAAUUUAUAGUCAGGAGCUCCGUCUGGCAGGUUAUUUAGCUAAACUGACGAGGGUGCCAGUGGGGGUGCUGCACAGGGCCCUGAACUUGCUGCUGCCCUCCAGCUCACAAAGUGAGGUUCUUUCUGUCCUUGAUUCCAUCAGUAAAUAUUCAGAUGGUGCUGUUGAAAGUGACAGUAAUGCAGAUGAGUCUGGCAGCUGUAAGAAAAGGAAGAGCCAGGAGAUGUGGCAAACACUGGAGAACAAAAUAAGGCAAGAUCUGAUAAACAGAAGUUUAGAAAAGAUCCCUUCUCUAAACAAGAGAAAAGACAGUUUGACAAAGAAGAAGCAACUUGCUGUCUUGGAAAAAGCAGCAUUCAUUCAUCUGGGAUGUUCACCUGCACACCUUCCUGUGGAACAGCCUGAUCCACCAGUUUCUCUGAACUCUGCAACUGCUGAAGCCAUAGAGCUGUCAGACACAGGGGAGAAGAUAUUUCUGUUCCGUGAGCCAAGUGAUCCAAAACUUGCUUUGCAUAAUUUUCCAAGGAAAAAGAAAAAGAACUUUCUUAAUUCUAAAAAGGCUGCUCAUGCAAACAUGGACUCAUAAGAGCAAUUCCAUUUAGAGUAUCAAUUAGGAAAGAGGAAGUUAUUUAAAAUUCAGUUAAAUGAUGAGGAAGAAUGAAGUGUACAGUUCAAAUGACAUGUAUGUUGUUUUAAUCUGAUUUGUCUGAUAUUGGAAAUAAAUGUAAUUUUAGAAUGGCACAGUUAGUGAUGUGCAUCUUGAAUUUUUUAAUUCUUGUCAGUGCUUUGUUGCACUAGGUAAAUAUGGGUGUUCUAUGAUGCACAUUCUGGCAGGCAGGACUCUGUGUUCCUUCACUACAUUUUGGUAAUUUUUACACUGAUUUUACCAUGGUUCUAUUUUCAUAAUUUAUACAGAAAGGUUAUUUAUUACAUAUAGUAGGUACUGACUUACUAUUUUUGUAUUUAUAUUUUUGUGGUAAGCUGCAGUAUAGCAGAUGACAUGGAGAGAUAUAGUAGAUGAACCACAUGUCCUUUGUUCUCUGAUUUUAUGUUAUUCUAGUUAAUUUACUGUUUAACACUGUGUUCCUAAUAGAACUUGCAUGUUACUUCUGCAGUCUGUGUUCUGCAAUGACAGCUGGUAGUCUAGAUCUUUAGCAUGUAUUUGUAUACUGAGCCUUACAUCCUGGAGUAACUGCAACAUUUUGCUGUUUCUAAACUUACUUCAGUUGAGCUGUGAGUGUGGCUACAGUUCCAAACUGUUGCAUAUUUACAACCUGUUGCAGUCUUUUCAUUGGUGAAGCAGUGUCAUCACAUUUGCUCAGUAGAAAAGUGAAAAAUGUAAGUGGACAUAUAAUGCCUUCAGAACCUCUUUUGAUUGCAGUGCUGCCAAUUUUCACAAUUUUAGAUAUUUUUGAAGUUUUUAUUCCUGAAUUUCUCUAAAUUGAUGAGAGUAUAAUUUUAUAUUUCAGAAAGAGUUAAUUUUUAAACCUGUCUAGUUGACUCAAAGAGUCCUGUAAAUAUGAAUCCAAAAAAGAGGAACAGGAAAAGCUAAUUAAAAUAACCAUAUGUAUUUGUUAAUAUCUUAUAUUAUUCAAGCCUGUUUUGAGGGGGUUGUAACUGUAUUUGAAUGCUGUGCUCUGAGGCCACUGUGAUCAUAUAUUUUGUAUUUUUUCAUGUACAGAUCUUCUACACCUUUUUAUUAAUAGGGUGCCAUAUUAUUUAAAAAUUAAAAUGUUACAAUAUAUGUGUAUCUGCAGUUGGCAUUUUUUCCCCUUCUUCUCUGACAAGUUUAAAUAUUCAUUCCACAGAAGACAAUUAGUGUUUCCUAUCACUACUAGCAUUAGAAAAUGUAUGUAGUAAUUAGACUGACAGUCCUAAUUAUUAUUUGAUUGCAUUCUUCAGUCUUUUCAUGGAAGUAUUUGCUGUCACAGGAAGAGGAGUCUCUCAGGGUUGUGGGAGUUCAGAGUUGCUGUUUUAACCAUGUCUGGUAUUUUAUCCCCAAGGCACGAGUGGGUAAAGAGCAGGGUCUGUCCUGCCUUGGAAGUGGGCCAGAGCUGCACAGAAGUAAUCUCAGGUGUUUCAGAAAGAGGCAAGAAGGCAAUUGGAACACUUGCACAGCUCAUGGCUACAAGGAGCACUUGAAAGCUGAAGUACCUUCUUGAAUGUCAGUCCCUUCCAGGAUGUUUUUGCAAGCCCAGACUCUUCACUGUUACAAUAUAAGGGGGAAGUGACAUCAACUCAUCACAGAUAUGACAUGGAGGCCAAUAGCUCUAAUAGGUUACAAUAAUAAAAUGCAACAUCUGAAUAUUGAUGACAAUAUCAAUUUAUUAUCCUUAAUAGAUAAUCUCUGUGUCUAGCAAUAGAAAGCUAAUUUGUAACUCUCUCACACCUCAUCAAAAAUUUGAAGCAGUUCAGUGACUGUAACUUUCUAGCAGGGAAAGUCACUCCCUGCUAUGAGUCACUCUCAUAUCAUGCAAUACAUAUUCAAAGAAACAUCCAGAUCUUAACAUCUCUUGUGCCUUGUGAAAGAAGUACUAACUAGGAAAUAGCCCACUUCAGUGAAGAGUUAACUUACAUUCAGUUUUGAGCCACUCAAGAGGACAGAGGGCCAGCUGUCAACUGUGCAGUUUUGUGUGUGUGCCAUAGGUAUUGCCAGCCUUAUUUCACAGCUGAAGUGUCCCAAAGAAGGUGUGUGCUGGACAAGCCAUUCCAAUUCAUCCUAUUUGACUUCACAGUCAUCAAUACAAGAAGUAAUAGAAGGGCAACUUCUUCAGUAUUUGAAACUGUCCAAAUCAAUUGUGUUCCCCUGGAAGUUCCUUGCUUUUCCUGUUGCCCUUGACAGUUUCCUGUGUACUCCCAUCUCCAUUGCACUGUUGUCUUCCCUCAACAUGAUGCCAUUGGACAAGGAGCCAAAACAUACAAAGAACAAGCAAAAGUAACUGUCCUUGGACAAUGAUUUAAUCCAUACAGUAAAUAACAACUUACUGGCAAUAGUAAAUUUUAUUGAAGAAAUUAUUCUCCAUGCUAGACUAAUAAACUGUAGCUUUGUUAUGAUUUUUUCAGCAUGUGCUUCAGUAAUGUCAGCUUGCAGCUAACAGCCUUCGUGCCCAGGGUUCAGGAUUUUCAGGAGGCUUAGUUAUGCACAGGCUCUUCAGUAUUGUCAACAACCCACCUUUCUGCUCACCUUGGCUUGGGAUACCUGGAUACUGGAUUAGCAUGCAAUACAUAUUCCCCAUUCUGUCAAGUUGUUAUUCAAAAGAAUACAUUUUGAAGGUUGGUGAUUUUUUAAUAAAAAGGAUCCUACAUGAUGAAAUAUAUUUUGGGAAAGAUGUACUAAAAAUGUCCUGCAGUGAUUGAGGUGAAAAAGCUUCUGGGAAACAAGUUGGUUGAGAUUUCUUAUCAUAAAUUUAUAUUUAAUUUCUUUAACCUUGGUAUUGUGUAUUAAUUUAUUAUGGAGUAGAAUACACAUGCUGGGCCUAAUGAAGAAUAAUUCAUACCAAGAGUGAAUAACUGGAUGUUCUGGAAGAGACUAUCAGUGUCAAAGUGAAUCUGUUGUAAACAAAAGCAAGAAUACCUAUGUGGACCUAGCAGUUCAUUACAGAAAAAUGUAAAAAUGAAAGUAAAAGGAUUGACACUUUGGUGGAAAUAAUUGUUAUGUUUAAUAGGUAACUUUUAUCUUCUCUGAUACUGUAACUGUUUCAGGUUUAAAUGAAUUUUAAACUGAUAAUGUCUCUUCAAUAAGGUCAGUGCUGCAAAGUACUUGUCUACCUUAUUUGAACCUGGGAAACUCAUGCUGCUUUCUUUGAUUAUCUGGUAUUUACCCAGCUGCUAUUUUAACACCUUCAUUUCUUCUGGGGAAUGUUAAGAUUUUAUGCUGUUACCUUUGUACAGCCCAGUGCCAAUAAUUACACUGCCUUUCGUCAACAGCUCCUGCUUCCCAAGAGACUGACAGUGGGAUUUGCAAAGCAUCAAAUGCCAAGUUCACUCAUCUGUUGCCCCGUGCUGUGCUGAUGUAGCUGGUGCAGCCUUAGGUGUACCAGAUAAAGUUUAUUUUCCUUGCUGAGUUGUAAAGCUGUACUGUCACAGGCUGUUGAGAACUGUGUGAGUUCCUGUGAAUAGCAAUACUGUGUGAGUGAUGAACAUUGUCCUUCUAGCUGAGUGCUCCAGGUAGGAUUUAGCCUUUUCCACAUUCUGUUUCUCCACUCAAGAUCUCUUGUAAAAAUGACUGGCAAAGGCCACCAGCUCAGGUCUUUAGUCCUGUCUUCCUGCUUGUUUUCUUGUUAUUCACAGGAAGCAAGGCAAGAGAAGUCAGUCAGACUCCACCCUUGUGAAAGAGCAUACAGUGGGCUCACUGUCUGCCUUUGUGUUGCAGACAAACCGUGACCUAAAUUUAAUGUUAAUCUCAUUAAUAUGUUCCAUGAGAACUGGUAAUGUCCAUCUCUGUAUUUGAGCAGUCUUGUUAUCUAAAACCACUAGUUAUUUUUCUCACCUCAGCUGUCACAGUGAACAAAAGCAAUUUGUUUUCUCCAAGGUUCAGAGAUUCCUCUGGAAAGCAGAAGACAGAUAUUUGCAGGGAACUGAAUUUUGAAGAAGUCAACAUUGUUGGAACAUCUUCUUCAAUUAUGCCAGAGAAGUUGUCUCACAAAAGGGGCUGUGUACUUUCAACCACUUUUGUUUGAAAAAAGAUGACCAAAUAAGAAAAUAAAUGAAAACCUGGAAGUGGCACGUAUCAUUCCAAGCCAUAAUAGCACUCAGAAUCUGAGGACAGAAGUUGGCAGAUUUGGGCAUUGCUGAUGGAGUUUAGUUCUUGAUACUGUGUAAUUGAGAAUGACGGCCGGUUACGUUUGUGAAUGGUUUAUAGUUACUCAACUGCACAAAGAUAUCCCUAUGUAGUGUUCCAAGAGAAGUAAAAUGUUUCUGUGCAGCAGCUAGUGAAGUCUGUAGCUUUCUAGAAACUCUGUGUGUUCCCAGUUGAAGAAGGUAAUCCUUGGGGAUGUGUUUGGUUUUGUUUUUUGGGUGGUUUUAUUUUUGGUUUUUUGGUUUUUUGUUUUGCUUUUUGUUUUGUUUUGUUUUGGGUUUUUUUGGGGGUUUUUUGUUGUUGUUUUUGGAGGUUUUUUGUGUGUUUGUUUUGUUUUGUUUUUUUUUUUAACAGGGUCUAAGAGACAAUAUAUAAAUGUAGGUUUACUUUGCAAUCUUUGAAAAUAGACCAAGCAUUGUCAUUGCAAGAAGUUGCUCAUACAGCAGGGUUUUAUCUUUGGUGUCUGCAAACCCAUAGAGUCAUUCUGUGUCAUCUCUGCUCAGAAAACAUCCAGGAUGAAGUGAUUCCCUACAGAUCAGCUCCUACCUUGCUCUCCAGAGUCUCAGACUUUUUGACUGGAGAUGUGACAAUUUGUCACAUGUACCGGGAUCCAAAAACCUAAGAAAAGCUAUGGGCUUUUUUGUCAAGUCCUUUCAUUCAGUUUUAGUUUUCUGUCAUGAGAGAGUUAAACAAGAAGCCCAUGUGAAUCCCAGUGGUGGAUGAAUAAAGAUCUGGGAAUCGAGGCCCUGAUGCACCUCAUUUCACUUGUAAAUAGAACAAGUGAAAAUCCUACCAGCAGUGGAAUAAGGCAGUUUGCAGCCAGCUGUUGAAUAUGCAACAUGGCCCUUCAUGGAAAUUCACUCCCAAACAGCAGUACAGUGGUGGAAAGGGGAUUUAUGAGCUGUCUUCUCCAAAGCAGGCAUAGCAAAGCUGUGGAGUCAGCAGAUUUCCUCUGAGUUUCUGAUGCAAAGCAGCAAACUGUAGCUAAUGGUUCAUGUGCUGAAAAAGAUCUUGGAAUGCAUCUUGUAUGUUGCUGUUAAGAGUAAAGUUAAUUUCUUAUAUCAAGCCCAGAGUGUGGAAGUAAUACAAUGAGGUUAUGAAAUUACUUUGUUCUGAGAGUAACUGUAUUGCUGCCUUUGUGUCUAUGUUUGAGGUUUUCUUCCUAAUUGAAGAAAGAUGAAGAAAGCACUUAAUUUGGAAGUAAUAUUUGGCAGGGACAUGUGAUAAGAAAAUUAUGAUAUGAAAAACCCUAUUAAUUCUGCGGAGGAAAAAACCCUGCAGAAAUGACUGGGCAUCUUCCUGGCUCCUCCAGUUUUUAUGUGUAUGAAUAGUUCCUUAAAUGUGAUCCAAUUUACAUAAAUAAGGCUGUCAGGGUUUGGUUAAUACAACCCCUGCAGACAGUGAUUCAGUGUCAUACACCUCUAGAGAGUAAUUCAGUGUGGCACAAAAUCCUGCUAGCAUGUUCUGGCUGUCAGAGCACGCUCUGGGCACAGGGUAUGUCUUGCAGUUUAUUUGGCUAUAUUUUGACCAUCUCAAUGUGUCUAAUCAAAGCUAAUGUCAUGGCUUUCCUCAUAACUGAGAGAUAGGUACAGGCACUACCCUGGGAUGCUUUCUCCUUCCCUUGGACCUUUUUGCUGUGUAUGGCUUCUGCAGGGCAGAGAUGCAUUUUCAUUGUGCAUCUCAGAAACUCUUUGCAGAACAGAUACUAACUUCCAGACAUCAUGGUUAGGAGAGAGAACAACAAGUUUUAUUAGACUAACAAAUGCAUUUGGGCAAAGCAGAGGAGCUUUACUGCUAUUAAGUUGUUUUUCAAAUAAAACCAGAACUUUUCAGCUCUUGGCAGUUGCUGUGGUAAUAAUUUCAAACAAAUAUAGUAUUAGAACUGGUCAAUGUUUAUAAUGAAGGAAUGUCUUUCAUUUAAAACAAAACUUGUUUAGCACACAAUAAACAAAAUUAAAUAAAAA
Messenger RNA from Passer domesticus (house sparrow), 11438 nucleotides. It is a transcript of the gene EVC2, whose product is annotated as EvC ciliary complex subunit 2. Gene Ontology annotation, biological process: smoothened signaling pathway. The record is from RefSeq and is a predicted model, not a curated record. The transcript is spliced from 21 exons. Lineage: Eukaryota; Metazoa; Chordata; Aves; Passeriformes; Passeridae. Gene Ontology annotation, cellular component: plasma membrane protein complex; ciliary membrane. Bases 1477 to 5262 code for a protein of 1261 amino acids.